AUGAGGACCAGCAUCGCCCUCGUCAUCGUGGUGGCCGCCAUCAUCUACGCCGUCGCCAUGCCCGCCACGGCGAUGCCCGGCGGGUGGGAACACAUCGGUAACAUCAACGACCCGAAGAUCCAGGGGCUCGGCCGUUGGGCGGUGGCGGAGCACGUGAAGCAGGCGGGCGGCCGGCUCAGGUUCAUCAAGGUGGUGCUGGGCACGGUGCAGGUGGUGUCGGGCUUCAACUACCGGCUCGUCGUCGAGGCGCUGAACGGCGCCGGCAAGAAGGACGCGUACAAGGUGGAGGUGUACGAGGCGGCAGCCAACAAAAGGCGCAAGCUCAUCUCCUUCGCCCCGGUCGCCGAAGAGGCGUAG
Molecule: messenger RNA, 357 nt
Organism: Triticum turgidum subsp. durum (durum wheat)
Lineage: Eukaryota; Viridiplantae; Streptophyta; Magnoliopsida; Poales; Poaceae
Source: the annotation of a GenBank genome assembly